CGGCUGAAGCGGAGCAGGCAGCAGGAUUCCCCGGAGCCACAAGCAACACGUAACAGCGCGGAGGAGGGGGCUGGAGAUAGCCAUAGGCUUUCAGUAUACACAGGCAGCUCUCCCAAAAUAAAAAGGAUAUCUUUUCUAACGCCUGCCGUGCUUCAAAAAACCCGCCGAAGGCCCGUGGAACAUGCAGCGGGUUCGCUGCAGGAGUCCCUGGUAGAUUCGCACGAUGAUCAUCCGCCUGCGCUAUGGAAGACGUCUGCAGACCUAUCUGAAGAUAGGUGCCUGUGUCCUGGUGGGCCUGUGCUACUUCGCCUUCCUCUUCCGCGAGUCCCUGAAUGCCUACGAGCACCGGGAGAGGGUGACGGCCGCGGAGCUGGAGGCGGAGUCGGAGCCCUCGAAGCAGCAGCUCAAACUGAAGCGCCAGCAGUUGCAGCGCCAGCGCAUCCUGGCCAAGCAGCAGGAGCAGGGAAAGGCCACCACGGGCGGCAAUGCCAGUGCCGGGAGCUCAUCCCCGCUGGCUGCAGCUCCUCCGCCGCCGGCCACCACCCUGAAUCCCGUCUACGAGUACUCCGAGGAGCUGCACAGCCGAACGGAGCGGGAGCUGCAGCGGAGGAGCGAGCACCUGGCCGCCGUCUGCGAUCGCUACAAGCUGCAGGAAAAGUACCCACCGAAUCCCUGGGAGUUCUUCGUCUCACCUGGCCACAACAAUCUCGUCUGGUGCAACGUCUUCAAGGCAGCCAGCAGUACAUGGAUGUAUUAUUUUAAUAUACUGGCUGGCUACGAUGUGAAGUACCUCCAGAGGACGGAGACGCAACCUCUGGAGCUGGCGAGGAAGCGCUUUCCCCGCCCGGAACUGGGCGAGCUGAUGGAGCUGCUGCCCAGUGCGCUGUCCUUCCUCUUUGUGCGCGAUCCCUUCGAGCGCAUCCUGAGUGCCUAUCGGAACAAGCUGGAGGGCAACAAGAACACCUUCUACAAGGCCCUGGGCACCAAGAUCGUGCACCGCUACAGGAAGCGCAGUCUGGGCGGACCCUGGCCGAGAUGCGGACCCACCUUCGAGGAGUUUGUGCGCUUCCUCAUCGCCGAGCAUGCGGCGGGCAAGAGAUUCGAUGAGCACUGGGCUCCCGUCUACAGCUUCUGCACUCCCUGCAGUGUGAACUUCACCAUAAUCGGCAAGACGGAGACGUUCCAGAGGGACUCAGAGUUCAUCAUUCGGCAGGCGGGACUGGAAUCCCUGCUUCUGGGUCUGGGAAAGCUGCCCCAGCGAAAGCAGCGCAAGAUUGGCAACCAGGCGCGAAGUGGGGUCAAAUCGGAGGUCCUGGUCGAGCGAUACUUCGCCGAUCUCGACCGCUCAACGUUGGACCAAUUGCUCAAGAUAUAUCGCAUCGAUUUCGAGCUCUUUGACUACGACUACCGCCGGUACUACGACAUGGUGCAUCCGUGGAGCAUGGAGCAGAGCACAUCCGCAUCCGGAGUGCCAGCUGUGGCACCCACCAGUACCACACCAUCUCUAAGCCUGGGUGGCCAUUCCACCCAGGGUCAGGCGACGUAGAGUCAACCAGUUCGGCAUCGAUGAGUCGUGAAACAAUCUUAUCAUGUACCUUUUUACACGAAAACUCAAGCCACAGACAAACAAAAACAAACACUCCCACACGAAAAACAGAGCCCAACCGAAGCUAACAAAUCUACCAAGGAAAAGUUUAAGGCCAAAUCAACGUUUUCCAAAAACGCAAAACCAAAACAUACACUCUUGACCUCUCUUAGAUAAUGCCAAAGAAAGAAAAAUGGAUGGAAUGGAACGACGACCCAAAGGAAACUUAGUUAGUUAGAAGAUGUAGCAUUUUGAUGGAUUUUUUCAGCCACCAAAAUUCUGACACGAGUCCCCCUACAAUUUUACAUGGCGUGGCAUGUGUUGUGUUGUAGCUAGUUUAUAAGUACCUACAAUUUACAGUUUGCACUCUCAAAACCAAACGAAAAACAAGAAACACAACCAAACACACACAUAAAAAACGAAAAACGAUAUAUUAUAUAGUUAAACGAUAUAUACAGACCUCUAUACCAAUAUCGCGAACGCUAUUCUUCAAGGCAAGGCUGGAGAGUUUAUACAACCAGAAAGUGAGAAAUCGUCUUAAACCAAAGAAAAUUCUGUAUUUACACAUAUUUACAACCGAAUCCCCGAAUACCAAACCCUCAACAACCACAACAUAUGGUACUUACUAUUAUUAAGUUAUUAUAUUUACCUAUAUAUAAACGAAAUUUAUAAA
This is a messenger RNA of Drosophila biarmipes, 2258 nucleotides long. RefSeq names its product carbohydrate sulfotransferase 11. The transcript has 4 exons. The record is from RefSeq and is a predicted model, not a curated record. Gene Ontology annotation, molecular function: sulfotransferase activity. Gene Ontology annotation, cellular component: membrane. Gene Ontology annotation, biological process: carbohydrate biosynthetic process. NCBI's taxonomy places the organism in Eukaryota, Metazoa, Arthropoda, Insecta, Diptera, Drosophilidae. The coding region runs from base 224 to 1546 and encodes 440 amino acids.